GUGCCUUGACUUGUACGGAGGAAAGGACCGGCUUUGCGGGACAAAGCCCCGGCUCCAGCGAAAGAAACAGCAGAGGGAGGAAAAAGAAGCAACAAGGGGGGAUAAAAAGUCAAUGCAAAGAAAAUGAUCAUCAGUAUCAGCGAGGAAAACGACAGGAACCCAGAGAACAUGGCAGCGGGGGAAUAUUUAAACCGCUGUCAGAGGAUCUCCAGACAGGAACGGACAAACCGGGUCCCUCGACCAUGCAAUAAUGGACAGAAUGCAUUGAUACCAGAACAUGAGAUCAAUAAGGUGGGUGCAGAGAAUGACCGUGCCCAUCUGUUUGUGAAGGCGCUAGGCAGCAGGAGCUGCCUGGACGGAGUCGUUCAACUCAUGGGAUGCCACCCUCAGUACCUGGAGUCAUUCCUGAAAACCCAACACUACCUGCUGCACAUGGACGGACCUCUCCCCUUCCACUAUAGACACUACAUCGCCAUCAUGGCAGCAGCCCGACACCAGUCCUUGUAUUUGGUGGAGGUUCACAUUAAUCAGUUCUUGCAGGUGGGCGGUGACCCACAGUGGCUGCAGGGGCUCGACUGCAUCCCGCAGAGACUGAGGAACCUCAACGAGAUCAACAAAAUCCUGGCACAUCGGCCCUGGCUCAUCACCAAGCAACACAUUGAGAACCUGCUGAAGAUCGGCGAGCACUGUUGGUCACUGGCAGAGUUGGUCCAUGGCGUGGUGCUGCUGGCUCACUACCACUCGCUGGCGAGUUUCGUCUUUGGCUGCGGGAUCUGUGCCGAAGGAGGGCACGAAGGCGGUCACAUCCUCCGGCCGUCGUCAAUCAACAACCAAUGCUCCGGCGACACUACGAACGGGAACGGCAAUGUCCCAGACCCCUCGGUGGUUCACCGCAGGCGAAGGUCGGUGGACUACUCCAGUGAUUCCGAAUAUCUGGUGGACAAGAUGCAGAAGUUCCAGGCAGAGAAGGAGAAUGAAGAUGAGAUGCUGAGGGAAGAAACGUGGAUUGCAUCAGAGACAGAAAAGGACACCAGUCCACCGACAGUGAACCGGGCUCCAGAAGACAAACCUGUUACUAUCCCUGACUUGUCCUGUUACGUAGAAGACCCUGAGUUUGGCUAUCCCGAGUUUUCCCGAAGAAGUGGAGAGCAGCUUCCUGUUUUCCGAGCUCAGGACUACUCGUGGGAAGACCAUGGGUUCUCGCUGGUGAACCGUCUGUAUUCGGACAUUGGCCACCUCCUUGACGAGAAGUUCCGCACUGUAUACAGUCUGAAGAAUGGCACUAUGGCCAAGCAACGAGGCUGUGACUUCUCAGUGCUGAAGAGAGGAAUUUGGAACUACAUCCAUUGCAUGUUUGGUAUUAGGUACGAUGAUUAUGACUACGGUGAAGUGAAUCAUUUCCUGGAGAGAAAUCUUAAGGUUUACUUGAAGACUGUGACUUGCUAUCCUGAAAAAACAAAACCUCAAAUGUUUGAGAGGUACUGGAGACAGUUUAAAUACUCAGAAAAGGUUCGUGUGAAUCUGUUGAUCCUGGAAGCUCGGAUGCAGGCAGAGCUUCUCUAUGCACUGCAUGCAAUAACCCACUACAUGAUCUCUUAGAAAGGUCAAAAGGAAGGAUGCCCUUACCUGCGGGGAACAUUUUUUAAAAAAAAAUAAAGACUGGACAUAAGCUUAAAGACUUGAAUGUCUUCUUGGAUGGAGGCAUUGCAGGGCAGCUGGAACCAUGUCACAAUGUCUGUGACAGUUAAUGUGCAAUUAUUGACAAUGACGCAAUCAAGCAUUGUGACUGUAUGUACAGAGCAAUGUUACUUCACAAAAGUGUUUCAUGCCUCAACACCAAGUAUUCACUUGAGGAUCUUCAAUCUCUCUAAGUUUUCAGAUGUCAAAAGGCUAUCGCAUCAGUGGUUUGCGUGACUACCAUCAAGCCUUGAUGUUGGGACGGAUGAGCCCCCCUUUUUUUGGAAAAGAAAGACUUAUUUUUGCUAUGAAUAGUAAUAACAGAAAAUAUGUUUGACACGUGUUGAGUCUGUUUCAUAUUGGAAUGGCGUUUCCAGAUCCUUGCCAUAUUACUUUUGGUUUUAAGACUUAUCCAAAGCCUUUGUGUGUUUGGAUGUGUGUGUGUGUGUGUGUAUGAGUCAGGGGGGGUGUGUUA
This is a messenger RNA of Hypanus sabinus (Atlantic stingray), 2152 nucleotides long. RefSeq names its product sestrin-3-like. NCBI's taxonomy places the organism in Eukaryota, Metazoa, Chordata, Chondrichthyes, Myliobatiformes, Dasyatidae. Gene Ontology annotation, cellular component: nucleus. The transcript has 10 exons. The record is from RefSeq and is a predicted model, not a curated record. Gene Ontology annotation, molecular function: oxidoreductase activity, acting on peroxide as acceptor; L-leucine binding. Gene Ontology annotation, biological process: negative regulation of TORC1 signaling; positive regulation of macroautophagy; cellular response to leucine starvation. The coding region runs from base 124 to 1599 and encodes 491 amino acids.